Messenger RNA from Dissoconium aciculare CBS 342.82, 2892 nucleotides. Its product is annotated as isomerising glucosamine-fructose-6-phosphate aminotransferase. The record is from RefSeq and is a predicted model, not a curated record. NCBI's taxonomy places the organism in Eukaryota, Fungi, Ascomycota, Dothideomycetes, Mycosphaerellales, Dissoconiaceae. Gene Ontology annotation, molecular function: L-glutamine:D-fructose-6-phosphate transaminase (isomerizing) activity; carbohydrate derivative binding. Bases 390 to 2486 code for a protein of 698 amino acids. Gene Ontology annotation, biological process: protein N-linked glycosylation; UDP-N-acetylglucosamine metabolic process; fructose 6-phosphate metabolic process. The transcript has 4 exons.
GCGGCUCAGCAUCAAACCGAGUGACAACGGAAGAAUAAUAAAUCAUCGAGAAGAGCCAUCGACUGUACACGUCACAAUCCCUUUCCAAACCUCACAUCGUUCCAUACACUCUUCCUUCCUCGUCUUCUUACUUCUCAAAUUUCUAUAAUCACUUCACUCUUCUGAUCCAAAAUUCCCUGUGGAUCUGUCCGAAUCGAUCAUAUUUCCACGUUGAUAAACACUUGGAUCAACUCAGGGCGCAUCCGUCAACGUACCCCGCGCUUCACUCGCCUCAACAAAGCACGAUUGUGAACUGGCCAACUGUUGGUCACCGCCUACAUUGUUGAGGUGAUAAUCCUCACCUUCCCGAGCAUAUCGAACAUAUUCUUUUCGUCAAUCCUCGCGCAAUCAUGUGUGGCAUCUUUGGUUACAUCAACUACCUGGUGGAGAAGGACCGCAAAUACAUCCUCGACACACUGGUAAAUGGUCUGGCUCGUCUAGAAUAUCGAGGCUAUGACUCGUCCGGUAUCGCCAUCGAUGGUGACAAGAAGAAUGAGGUCUUCGCAUACAAGGAGGUUGGCAAGGUCGCCAAAUUGAAGGAGCUCAUCGCCGCCGAGAACCCAGAUCUCACCAAAGUUUUCGACAACCAUGCCGGUAUCGCACACACUCGUUGGGCCACCCACGGUCAGCCCAGCCGCAAAAACUGCCACCCGCAUCGAUCGGAUCCGAAGUGGGAGUUUGCCGUCGUGCACAACGGCAUCAUCACCAACUACAAAGAGCUGAAGGCACUUUUGGAGACCAAGGGCUUCCAGUUCGAGACGGACACCGACACGGAGGCCAUUGCUAAGCUCGCCAAAUACAUAUACGAUGCCCACCCGACUAUCGACUUCACGACCCUCGUUAAGGCGGUCAUCAAAGAGCUGCAGGGCGCUUUCGGUCUGUUGAUAAAGAGUGUCCGCUACCCAGGCGAAGUUGUUGCGGCUCGUAAGGGUUCGCCUCUGGUCGUGGGUGUGCGAACAGCUCGGAAGAUGAAGGUCGACUUUGUCGAUGUUGAAUUCGGUGAUGGCGGCGAAGUGCUCCCGGCCGAACAGGCGAGCCAAAACGUGGCUAUUAAGAGGAACCAAGGACUUCUUGGCGCCAACCUGCUCGCACCUCCUGACAAAUCACUACUUCACCGUUCGCAAUCGCGCGCCUUCCUCUCCGACGAUGGAGUCCCGCAGCCGACCGAGUUCUUCCUCUCCUCCGACCCAUCCGCCAUCAUCGAGCACACCAAGAAGGUCUUGUACCUCGAGGAUGACGACAUUGCUCACAUCCACGAAGGUCAGCUUAACAUCCACCGUCUGACCAAGAGCGAUGGAACCAGCCAAGUCCGCGCCAUCCAGACAAUCGAAAUCGAGUUGCAAGAGAUUAUGAAGGGUCGCUACGACCAUUUCAUGCAAAAGGAGAUCUUCGAGCAGCCCGAGUCUGUCAUCAACGCGAUGCGUGGUCGUCUCGAUGUGGAAAAGAAGCUGGUGACCCUGGGAGGUCUGCGACAAUACAUUGGCACAAUCCGGAGAUGUAGACGUCUGAUCUUCAUCGCCUGUGGUACUUCCUACCAUUCUUGCAUGGCUGUUCGAGGAUGCUUCGAAGAACUGACCGAUAUCCCCAUCUCGGUGGAGUUGGCCUCUGACUUCCUCGACCGUCAAGCGCCUGUCUUCCGUGAUGAUACUUGCGUGUUUGUUUCGCAGUCUGGCGAGACAGCCGACUCGCUCAUGGCCCUGCGCUACUGUCUCGAGCGCGGUGCUCUGACCGUCGGAAUCGUUAACGUCGUCGGCUCUAGCAUCUCUCUGAUGACCCACUGUGGUGUGCACAUCAACGCAGGCCCCGAGAUCGGUGUCGCCUCCACCAAGGCUUAUACAGCCCAGUUCGUCUGCAUGGUAAUGUUCGCGCUUUCGCUGUCAGAAGACCGCGCAAGCAAGCAGCAACGCCGCUUGGAUAUCAUGGAAGGUCUCGGAAAGGUCUCUGAUCAGUUCAAGGAGAUCUUGAAGAUGGACCAGAGCAUCAAGGAGCUGUGCAUGAAAUUCAAGGAUCAGAAGUCCAUGCUCCUGCUCGGCCGUGGCGCUCAGCACGCGACUGCUCUCGAAGGCGCACUCAAGAUCAAGGAAAUUUCAUACCUGCACUGUGAAGCCGUCAUGUCUGGCGAACUGAAACAUGGUGUCCUCGCCCUCGUCGACGAGAACCUGCCUAUUGUCAUGAUCUUGACACGAGACGACAUUUUCGCCAAAUCUCUGAACGCCUACCAGCAAGUCAUUGCGCGAAAGGGUCGACCGAUCGUCAUCUGCAACACCGGAGACGAGGAGUUCCCCGGUGAGAAGACUGACAAGAUCGAGGUUCCUCACACCGUCGAUGUCCUACAAGGCCUGCUCAACGUCAUCCCGUUGCAGCUCAUGUCCUACUGGUUGGCCGUCGCUGAAGGCGUCAACGUGGAUUUCCCACGCAACCUGGCGAAGUCCGUGACAGUCGAGUGAGGUACCCGACAUGGCAUGUGUGGUCUUCCAGUCAUGGGCCUCGGAGUCUCGGAAUAGAUGGAUUUGUAACCAGAUGGUGCGUCACAUUGGGAGGUCUUUCUAUUGUAUGUCAGAUCCAACACUUGUUGCUAUACGCUUGCACGAAUACCUAAGAAUUGCCCGGAUAUAUUGGGAAUUGCGACAGUGGCAUCGGCGGUGCUUUCACGGUUUCACUGCAGACGUGAUUAGUUCUCAAAUUUGUCUCCAAGCUAGUUCACCGUUCGUUCGAUUCGAUUUUAAUGAUCAUUUCCCUUGCGGCUGCAAUACAAUCCAAUCCAUUUCUCACGGGCAGGCAUUACCUGGUCCACUGGGCAGUCCAAAUGAGCCGCGCGUCCGAAGAAAGACUAGCGCAUCCGCCCUGGUUACC